AUUUCUUUCCCUCAGUUUGGUGGGCUUGCUGGUGUUAUUUCAUGCAUACAGAGAUCAGAGGCAGUGUGUAGCUGCAGGCUGCUUUUAUCUGCGAGUGUUGUAACUGGUGGUGUUGCUGUGGAGGAGCAGUGUAGCACAGUUAGAAGCUGAGGAGUGGGUUGACCCUCUGGGAGAAUUGGAAUAUGAAUGACUGCCAACACUGCGACGUCUGCUCACCCUGCACUAAGGUGAGUGGUGCUUUGGUACAAAAGAAUCAACAGUGAUCUGACAGUGAUGCUGUGUAGCAGCCUUCCCCUCUCUCUGCACCCCUCAUUCUCCCGUGAGGCCCAUGUGACCUAGCCUACACCCACACACUGGGGGCCCCCACUGCCGCUGGAGCCCACCCAUGAAUCCCAGCCCCGAUCGCGGCAAAGAGUGCCUCCCUCCCAAGAAGAGGGACUCUCGGCAAGGGUCAUCAGAACACCACGUCACUUUGGAUGAGUUUAAACCCCCUGUGCCGCUCCGAAGUCGGUCCAUCACAGGGAGAGGAGAGGGAGGCAGGGAGACCAUUGAUAGGGACCGAGGUGUGACUAACCCAAACCCACAUCUCCUGCACACUCCUCCGCCCCUUCCUGCCCCAGCACCAAGUCUCCCUGUGCCUCUACCAUGGCACCUGGGCUACUCCUCCUCUGUCUCUCUUCCCCUUUUCCAAGGGCAGGUGAGCGAGAGGAGGGGCUCAGGGUCUCCUGCCUGGAAAGAUGAUCUUCUCUCCUCACCCCUGUCCCACCCCAGAUGGCUAAGAAGGGAGGGUGGGUUCUCCUUGUCACCUUCACCUUCUUCCUCCUCUGCAUCCUCGUUUAAGAUGCCCUUCCCAGCUGAUUCUAGAGAAAUGUGGUCCUAUUUCAACAGUGGCCAGCGGGACUACAGUUCUUCUCUCUUCUCCCCAUCAUACCUAUUUAGCCACCAUUCUCUCUACUCCCAAGAUCCAAGCUUAGGUGAAGCCAGAAACAGGUACCCGGGCAAAAGGUCAAAUGGCCUGGAUGGGCCAGGCAGCAGGACUGCCUCAACCUCCAGGACUCUGCUCACAGGAGAGUAUGGGAAUGAUAGCAGCAGAACUAGGUUGGAAGUCAGUCCGCACAGCUCCCAUACCAAUGGUGGACGGAGACAGCAGGAGGAUCUAACAUCCCGAGUCCAUUCUGGAGAGCCAUUUUUGUCAGACUCUCAAGCCCAGGAGGGCCCUGAGCUACAUUCCUCAAUGCAGAACAAACAUCAACAUGGGAUUGUUAAGACCAGCUCCAAUUUACUCACCACCAGUUCCCACCCCCUUGGACCAGACCCCAGGGCAGGUAGAAGUGGACUAUUGCAGCCCUUAGGGGCCUCACCAGCUGAAGCCCAGAUCUAUUACUCCUUGGGAUCGGUGUGCCACCCCAGCCCUCUGGCCCAUGCUUACCCACUAUACAGCCCCUCAGGAACACCUCUGUACAACCCGCACAGGGAGCCAGGCCCAAGGCAGCACAAUUUAAGGAACUCGCCUCACUCACCCCUGGGUCUACUGAACAGCCAUGACAGGUCACAAAAAGACAGAGACAGAGACCAAGAAAGAGACAAAGAAAAAGCCCUACAAAGGGACAGGGAGCAAGGUAAAUACAGAGAGAAGCACCUUCAUCAAGACAAAGACCAAGAAAGAGACAGUGAGCGUGAGAGACGACGGGACAGAGAAAGAGACAGGGGGAGAGAGAUGUCGCCUUUGCAUCUUCACACCUCACCCCCAGCCCUUCACCCAUCUCCCCCUGCGCUCCUACCUCACUUCACCAAGGGUUCUUUGAUUGAGUUGGCCAAUGGGCGGUUGAAGCGUGUGGAGGAGCUGCGGACCGAGGACUUCUUGAGGAGUGCAGAUACCUCCCCAGAGUUCCACCUCAGCACCUGCACUGUGCUGCUGAUUUCCCCCAGCAGUGCGCAGGGCUUCAGCCAUCUGCAGGUCCACCUCACAGACCGCAACACUCAGGAGUUACUGAAGGUCUUGGAGGAGUAUCCAUUCUUUGUGCAGGACCGAGGCUGGUCUUCUUGCUGUCCCCAGAGAACCACACAGCUGUAUGGCCUGCCCUGCCGCCAGCUCAUGGAGGGGGAUGUCUGCCUGGCUCUCACCCCCACACCCACCCAUACCCACCGGACACACACACGUACUGGCUCCAGGUGUCAUCGCACGCAAAUCUCCUCCAGGGCUGCAGGAGAGUCUAGCAGCUCACACAGGGGGGAGAUGCCACCACCACCUCCUCCUCCCCCUCUUCCUCACCAGCCAGCUCCUACCACGCCAGCCCCUGAAUGCACCCUGGCUGUGGAGCCAGCCGCUCAGGAGCAGCCACGUCUACGCAAACGGCGUUGGUCUGCCCCAGACACCCUUCCCUCAACCGGAACUGAUGAAGGCCUUCUGGAUUUACCUCACAGCUCCAAGCUAAUGAAAUGGCAGUAGAAAUAUUAUAUACAUGCACACAUAUACAUGUAUCCUUACAUGCACACACACACACACACACACACAAGCACAUACACACCCUCCUUGUCUCUGUUGCAACCACCAAGACAAACAAUGGAGAGACCACAAGGCAGGGUUGCAGGGAAGGAAUAAAAGACAAUAUAAAACACAAUUUACGGGUGUCCACACUGCUGCCCAAAAGAUGUUGUUGUUGUUCCUUUCCUUUCCUAUCCCCUUCCCUUUCCAUUUCCUUUCCUUUAUUCAACCUUAAGUAAAGCCCUGAAAGGAGCAGCAGCUGAAGGACCUCUGGAUGACUCCUUACAGACACACUGAAGAUACUUAGUGAGACAAUCAAGCACUUGUCUGUGUACACUCUUUUUUUGUAAUGGUUGUCCCACACACCUACGUACUGACAGUGUUUUCUGCAGGGUAUCGACUUUCAAUCAGUGUUAUGAAAGUAAACGCUAUUGAAGAAGUGCAAAUAUAUACAAACAAA
Monopterus albus (swamp eel) is the source of this 2945-nucleotide messenger RNA. RefSeq lists its product as uncharacterized. Lineage: Eukaryota; Metazoa; Chordata; Actinopteri; Synbranchiformes; Synbranchidae. Bases 386 to 2449 code for a protein of 687 amino acids. The transcript has 3 exons. Gene Ontology annotation, cellular component: nucleus. Gene Ontology annotation, biological process: negative regulation of transcription by RNA polymerase II; nervous system development. The record is from RefSeq and is a predicted model, not a curated record. Gene Ontology annotation, molecular function: RNA binding; protein binding.